GGCUACGGCUCGACGAUCUUUCUUUUUUUGAAAAUGGUGGAUCUAACCCAAAACCACUGGGAGAGAGAGGGAACUCCAUCACGAACAGGAACAUCAAUACGACUGCACUGAAUUCGAUCCCGUUUUUGUUCAUUUUUCCCCCACAAAAUAGGUUUUUAUGGCGCGGCGCGUGACAAACAGCUCUCCGCCGGUACAGAUGUAUCGGUUGCAGCCGGACGCGUUGCCGCGGCCGACCAACAACGCCAUGUGUGUUCGGGACACGGUCAUCACCACCUCCAUGAGCGUGGCGCCGAGCGUGACUAACGACUGCGCAGUCCCGCUCUGGGUCAACUUUGAGCCGGUGGACCGGAGGAGCAUCUUGCUGCAACAGGGUAAGACGAAUUUCAGCUCGGGCGGAAGUAGUAGUAGUUCCUCUUCUACCAAGACCAGUAGAGAUGGCUCCAAGCAAACUGCUGAAGGAGACCCGUCUACUACUACUGCGAAGCACCGGACUGCACCUGUCGUCACGAUGGGCGCCCGCGCACCGCUCCGGUGUCCGGCGUGUGAGUGUUUCGUCACGUCGUUUUUCGAGAUGCACCUGACGGACAACAACCGAGACGGCGAGUACGACAUUACCUGCGCCCUCUGCACGGAGCGGUUCCACGUGAGUGACCCCAAUCUGAAGUACCGCAUGAUUUUUGAAGCCCAGAGUGCGGAAGACGAGGAUGUUGAUCUUCUUCCGCCCUACGAGUGCGUGGAUUACGAGGUGGACAAGUUGCACGACGACGACCCGGUGAAGUAUACCGAUACCGGCGUGGGCGGCGCAGACUCCGCGAACUACUGCGAGCCGGCGCCGGUGUGCCUCGUGGUGGACCGCAGUCUGCUAGGCUCGGUGGGGGAAUGGCUCCUGCAGUACGUCGCCACGGAAGAGGUGGAACAGUUGCACGCCGAGCGAGGCGGAAACGGCGUGGGAACAACAACAGCUUGGGCAUUGAAUCCAGCAGACUACAUGGUGGAAAGUAAAGAGCAGCGCGACCACUUGCAACUGGUACAACAGGAACAGCAGGCGCAAGAACUGAUCGACUGCGCCAAGCAAGGACGGGAAGCAACCAAGCCAAGGCGCGGCAGCGUUUUCUCGGACAAUUCCUUCAGUACGACCUCGGAAAACGAAGGAGGCAGCACCACGGUUCCAUCCAGUGACUUGGAAGUGAGUUCCAAUUUUUCUCCUGUGAAAACAGUGGAUUUGUUGUCCUGCUCGGCCUCUUCUGCUUCGUCCGCUUCAAGCAGCAGGUCUGCGGCUGAGAUGAAUGCGAGCAGGGUUCUCUUUCCUGGUGCGGAAAGUGACGAAAAUAAGACACAGGAUCGUAACGGCGUUGUGGACGGCAGCAGGAACUACAAAACAUUGCAUAAUUGCUCGAAUAGCACAGAAGAUGGAACUGCACAAACGGGGCGAAGAGAUUCUGUGGUCAAAAACGAGCUUCCGUCCAAGAAUUCCAGCGGUGAUGACGAGUCACUGUUGUUCGAGAAUCUUCGCAUUGUCCUGGUCGUCUACGACAGUGAGAGCGUCUAUUUCCUGAAGCGGUCCGAGCGCGACGAGUUUGGGCUUGCUGUCUGUCCUCACACGGACGCC
Amoebophrya sp. A120 is the source of this 1609-nucleotide messenger RNA. NCBI's taxonomy places the organism in Eukaryota, Dinophyceae, Syndiniales, Amoebophryaceae. The record is from the annotation of a GenBank genome assembly.